Molecule: messenger RNA, 4607 nt
Organism: Patella vulgata (common limpet)
Lineage: Eukaryota; Metazoa; Mollusca; Gastropoda; Patellidae
Product: kelch-like protein 8
Exons: 9
Coding region: 250-2292 (680 amino acids)
Molecular function (GO): protein binding
Source: RefSeq, a predicted model, not a curated record
UGUCAAUCGUUCCGCUCUGGUGAGCAACGGAGGUGGCUUCUGAAAAUGGCGAAAAGACGUUCAGAAUCAAAGCACUGUUGAUAUUUUAUUCGCCGUGUAGGCCAGCGUUAGCAGACGAUGAGAUGCAAAUCAGACGUAUAUCAACUUUUAAUGAACAAGAAGAAUGAAACAUAGGUGUGAAGUGAACGUAUAAAUGAGAGGUGGAGUAACAGUACUCACCUUGAACUACAACGAAGUCAAGAGAUUAGUAUGCCUAAAGCUCCUCCUAUACCUAAGCGAACAGAUAGUUUGCCUAGUGGAACACCUCAAUCACCACCAAUACCACCAGCACCCAUAAAGAAAGUUCUCUCAUCUCAUAAAUCACGAGUUUUCUGGGAGGCGUACAAUUCUAAGUCCAGAUUAUCUGGUCAUUCACACGGUCAUUUUCAUAUUCAUAGUCAUUCCCAUAGUCAUAAUCAUAGUCCACGCAAAAUGUCUCAAGAAACUGGUGAACACAUGCCUACCAAUACUAGUAACACUCAUGGCGGCAACCAUGACAUGCCGUCGGCACCUUUUAAUUAUGAAAUGAAAACCCUGUUUCGAGAUAAUUUUAAAACAUUGUAUGAAUUUUACGAAUCUGAAAAACUUUGUGAUGUAGAAAUAAUAGUGAACAAGAGAUCGUUUCGCUGCCAUAAAAUGGUUCUUGCCUGCAGUAGUCUUUAUUUCCGCGCCAUGUUUAUGUCUGAAAUGGCAGAAAGCAAACAAGACAUGAUCACCAUACAUGACAUUGAUGAAAGUGCUAUGGAGAAACUCAUCAAGUUUGCCUACACAUCGAAAAUAGUUCUGACUGUAGAAAAUGUCCAACCUAUUCUUUUUGCGUCAUCCAUUUUACAAAUUGAAACUGUGGCUGGCGCUUGUUGUGAUUUCAUGAAAACGCAUUUGCAUCCGUCAAAUUGUAUUGAUGUGCGAAAUUUUGCGGAACAACACAACCGCGUGGAACUGAUGAGGAUGGCCGAUGAUUACAUUCUGGAUCAUUUCAUGGAGAUUAAAGAAACUGAAGAAUUUAAAUCUAUGAGUUAUAAGCUCAUUCUGCACGCUGUUUCUUCUCAAGAAUUACAUGUUGAUAGUGAAUCACAGGUCUACGAAGCUGUCAUGAAAUGGAUAACACAUAAUCCUAGUGAAAGAGUAAUUCAUCUCACUCCCUUGUUGACUAUGAUCAAAUUUCCUUUGAUAUCCCCAACAUACCUGAUGGAAAAAGUGGAAAGUGAAACAAUAGUUAAAAGUAAUCUAGAAUGCCGAGAUCUUUUAGAUGAAGCCAAAUACUACCAAAUGUCAAUAGCCAACUUGGUUCCUGAUUUCAAAGUUAAUCAAAGAACAAGGCCAAGAAAAAGUUAUGCAGGUGUGUUGUUUUGUGUUGGUGGAAGGGGGUCGUCGGGUGAUCCCUUCAAAAGUAUAGAAUGUUAUGAUCCACGGAAAAACAAAUGGUUCCAGGUUGCUGAAAUGAACACCAGACGGCGCCAUGUAGGCGUAUGCUCAGCAAAUGGAAUAUUGUACGCAGUAGGCGGCCAUGAUGGUACUGAACAUUUAAACAGUGGGGAAGUUUUUGAUCCAAAGACCAAUCAAUGGAAACACAUUGCACCAAUGGGAACACUAAGGCGUGGUAUAGCAUUAGCAAGUUUAGGUGGUCCGAUCUAUGCGGUAGGUGGUUUAGAUGAUUCAACAUGUUUUAAUUCAGUAGAAAGAUAUGAUCCCGCAGCUGACGUAUGGACAUUUGUAGCAUCCAUGAAUACACCUCGUGGCGGAGUUGGGGUAGCAGCACUCAAGGGUCAACUGUAUGCAUUAGGUGGUAAUGAUGGUACCAGUUCAUUAGAUAGAUGUGAACGAUAUGAUCCAUUUGUUAAUAAAUGGACCUCUAUAUCUAAUAUGAAGAAAAGAAGGGCAGGAGCAGGUGUAGCUGUAUUAGAUGGAAGUAUUUAUGUUGUUGGUGGUUUUGAUGACAAUUCACCGCUAGAUUCUAUGGAGAAGUACGAUUUUAAUACAGACACAUGGACGGUACUAGCUAAAAUGAGCACAUGUAGGGGAGGUGUUGGUGUGGGAACAUUAGGAGGCUUUCUGUAUGCUGUUGGUGGCCAUGAUGGCUCAAAUUAUUUAAAUUCUGUGGAAGCAUAUGAUCCUAUUACUAACAGGUGGGAAUAUAUACCAAGUAUUGAUGUAUGUCGUGCUGGGGCAGGUGUUACUACACUCUUUUGUCGUAUAGAGGAUUUAAGGGAACAAGGGAGACUGGGUAAUGGUGGGGCAGCUGGGAGGCUGUGAAAAGUAUUCAACAGUUUCGAGCAGGAGCGGGAGUGGCAUAUUGCGAAUGUUCGGCCAAACAUUUACGUCAUAUUGUUCGUGGUCAUGUGGAACAGCUUCAGUGUGUUUGAUGUUAAAGACGAGGCAACAAGGGAGACAACUACGUGUUACAGAUGUUUAGUAUUUUAGCCAUUUGUAAAUGUUAUGUCAUUUUGCCUGUACUAGUGUAUCUGCAAUUUUGAAGUUUUAAUGACAUUUAUUCCGCAUAUUGUGGUAACAGUAAUAUAUUAUAUUUCAAAGGAUCUUAAAUUUGAUUAAUAAUAAAACAGGAAUUAUAAUUUGUGCAAUAUACAUGAUUAAAAAACAUUUUACAUCAACAGUAUUUGAAUCCUAAUUCCUUUGAAUUUCUCUCAAAAUAGACUAAAAAUAGGGUUGUAUUUUGUGUUUGAAACUUAAAGAAUCAAUAAGUAAGAUAAAAACUUGAAGUCAUACAAUCAGAAAUUGAAUUAUUAAUCCACAGAUGACUGUAAAAUGUCUCAAAGUUGACAAUAGUUUCAUCUUUAUUGUUCUGAUGUUCUACAUAAGAUGUAACUUGUAUUCAAAGCCAUUGUGACAACAGCUGACUGAGUUAUGCACAAGACGAAGUGAGGUUAUUAAUAGAUCAGUGUACAAGGCUUGGUGCGAUUAGAGUAAAAAACUUAGAAAUUUAUGAGUGGCGAGUAGCUGUCAUAGAUUGGUCUCAUAAAGCGACUAGUUUCGUUCAGUUCGAACUAAUCAGUAAAAGUGUGACUGUGCAGCUGUUCCCCUUAUAUAGUCGUGGGGGACCGUAGCACAAAAUGGGCCUCCGAUUAGAAUAAGCUAUGUUUCCAUGAGCAGAUGACACUUGUUAGUGAUAAAAUACAAAAUAUAAAAUAUCAGAAAGCAAUUGGCUGAUGACACUUGCCAGUUGUUUAGUGAUAAAAUACAAAAUGUCAGAAAAUAAAUCAAAAUCAUCUAAUUUUAAUCAGAUUACAAACUUGACCUCAAGCUAUAAUUAUCUAAUUUUAGUCAGAUUACAAACUUGACCACAAGCUAUAAUUAUCUAAUUUUAGUCAGAUUACAAACUUGACCUCAAGCUAUAAUUAUCUAAUUUUAGUCAGAUUACAAACUUGACCUCAAGCUAUAAUUAUCUAAUUUUAGUCAGAUUACAAACUUGACCACAAGCUAUAAUUAUCUAAUUUUAGUCAGAUUACAAACUUGACCUCAGGCUAUUUUGUAUUAAAAUGAUAUUUGUCCAUUUCUAUAUAGCUCACUAGAAAUUUUAAUUGUGCGUUUUGUAUGAUAUGUGUAUAUUGACUGUAAAAUGGUUAUUUUAUUUGAGUUAAGAUUUAAAGUAUUACAUUGCUUAUGUGUUUACUCUGAGUUGAAUAUAUUUUUAACUAGAAGAAAAUGAUGCAGGGACCACCGUGUAUUUAAAGACAUUUUCAUAUCACUUUAAAUUGUUCAAAGCUUGUCGACUUUUUAGUGUACCCAGUAAAGAUAUGCCGGGUGAAAAAAUUAUCGUCCAUAAAAACAAAAAAUAUACAUUGUCCGUCAAUUUUACAGCAUCCCUGAGAAUACUUCCCGCCCCCUCGUUGCUCUGAGCUAGUUACGUCCCUGACGAUAUCCAUGCCUAAAGUCAUAGUCCUGUCGUUGCCAUUUUGGUUGUAAAUAUAAGAUGCACAAAUAAUAUAUUGUAAGAGUAAUGGAGUAUAUAAUGAUAGAAUAUAUUUAUUUUGUAAAUGUAUAUUUAUGGUCCUACUUUUAGACCUCAUGGGGUGAUUCUAGUCUCUCUAACCCAAAGACAAUUUGAUAGUUGCUUAUUGUUGUUUUUGUAACAAUAAAUAAUUUGAUCUAAUAGUAAGUGCAGGAGGACCGUACCACACACAAAACAAAAAUCUACAAGGUAAACCUGCGGACAAGAAAGAAUAUAGACUUAGCAAAAUAUAAACAAAAAUCAAAUCAAGUGAAUGGAUCCGAGGGCCAGCUGUAAGGGUCCACUGAGGGUAUUUUGGUUUGAACAUCUGCACACAAGAUUGUAAAAGCAAUUUGUUUUUGUGUUUGAAAGAUAAAAAUCAGCCUAUAUGGAACUAGGUAUUACUGUUAUUUGUGCAGUAGAGAAAUAUGUAAAGCUAAUAUUGUGAUGUUGCUAUGUAUUAAUACGUAAAUCAAAUAGAUGCAGUAAGAUAUUACACAGAUUAUAAUAUAUAGAAAAUAAUAUAUUUAUGUCAGAGUUACAUAUAUUUAUUUAUAUUUCAGUUUUAAUGGUGGUUUUGUUAACAGGAAUAAAUGGCAUGUUUUUAGUGCUACAAAUGUAA